GCGGGGGCCCUGAGCCCCGCGCUGCAGCCACCGCCGCCGCCGCCCCCCACCCCCCCGGCCUGAAGUUUGGCCGCCACCAUGUCCAAGGCGGCGGCAGCAGCGGGGGAAAGUAGCGGGGCUGCGGCGGCGGCGGCGACGGGGGGCGAGGACUUGUCCAAGGUGCCCGACGAGGAGCUGCUGAAGUGGAGCAAGGAGGAGCUGGUGCGCAGCCUGCGCCGCGCCGAGGCGGAGAAGAUGAGCGCGAUGCUGGACCACAGCAACCUCAUCCGCGAGGUCAACCGCCGCCUCCAGCUGCACCUCGGGGAGAUCCGCGGCCUCAAGGAUAUCAAUCAGAAGCUGCAGGAAGAUAACCAAGAACUGAGAGACCUUUGUUGUUUCCUGGAUGAUGAUAGACAGAAAGGCAAGAAGGUAUCCCGAGAGUGGCAAAGACUGGGCAGGUACAGUGCUGGGGUUAUGCACAAAGAGGUUUCCUUAUAUUUACAGAAACUGAAAGAACUGGAGAUGAGACAAGAAGAAGUAGUUAAAGAGAACCUGGAAUUAAAAGAACUCUGUGUUUUGUUGGAUGAAGAGAAAAGUGGCGGAGCAGGCAGCAGGAGUUCUAUAGACAGCCAAAUCAGCCUCUGCCAGUUAAAUGCAGCAAGUCCAUAUAUCCGAGAUGUUGGUGAUGGGAGCAGCACUUCUAGCACUGGAAGUACAGACAGUCCAGACCAUCAUAAACAUCACCCAAGUACCAGUCCUGAGCAUCUCCAAAAAAGUAGGAGUGAGGGAAGCCCUGAGCAUCAAAAACAUAGGAGCGUUAGCCCAGAGCAUCUUCAAAAACCCAGGAGCUCUGGAAGUCCUGAUCAUCAGAAACACCUGAAAGGACCAAGUCCAGAACAUCACAAAGCCAUUGGUAAAAGUAGUCCUGAGCAUCAAAAGCAUGCCAGUAGUAGUCCAGAAACUCUUCCUAAGCACAUUUUAAGUAGUAGCCCUGAACACUUUCAGAAACAUAGACCUGGUAGUAGCCCAGAGCAUCAAAAGCACAGCAGUGGCAGCCCAGAGCACCUUCAGAAACAUGCACUGAGUGGAAGCACAGAGCAUCUCCACAAAGUGAGGGGUACUAGCCCUGAGCAUCUCAAACAGCAUUAUGGAGGAAGUCCGGAACAUCUGAAGCAUCUUGGAGGAGGCAGCAGAGAAGGUACCCUGAGGAGACAAGGAGCAGAUGACAUGUCACCUCAUCACAGAAGCGUGUACAAUGGGAUGAAUGAUCUCCAACCACCAAGACCAAAGGCUCUGCAGUCUUAACUUAACAGCAGAAGAUACCAGAAUCAGUGUCUUCUCCAAAAUUCUUUGAUUUAUUCCUUGUUGGAACUUGAUUAAAAAAGUGAGACCUAAUCUUCUCUACAAUCAAUAUACUGAAUGCUAUCUUUCAACCAGUUGCUACAACAGAGUAUGUGAAUAAUUUGGAGAGCUUGGUGGAUAAAGAACAUCUUGAAUAUAUUCAAGCAAAAAUCUAAUUUUAGCUUUUGGGCAUCAGCGCUCGCUUCUCUUAUCACUUCUAUAUCAAAGUACUGAAAUGGAAAAUGAUAUCGCUUAUCUUUUAAAACCUGUUGAAAAUAUGUACUUUGGCUGGUAAGAUGUAUCACUGGAUUGCUGAGAGCAUAGAAAUGACUAAGUAGAUUAUUUUGGAAUUUUGGAUCUAAGAGUUGUAUCAUCACAAGAUGUCUAAUCAUCCUGGCUUUGAUAAUAACUUGGAUAGUGCUAGUCCAGUGUGUUGAUCGUUAUCCUACUAAUAUAUACAGAGAAACAGAUCUAUGAGGAAGGACACAUGUGGAAGUCUCAAAUCAAAAAGAGAUGCUGCAGAAAGGGAUCUACAUCUUCCUAUUUUGUGAUAACUCUGCAACCCAAAGUAAAUAGAGGGUAUUUUAAUACCCAAAUAAACAUUUAUCAAUAGCCAUUUGGAAGUGCAUACUGUAGCCUGUGAAGCUAAGAGUUAGUUUCCAGGACAACACAUUUUUGUUCUGGCACUCUGUCACCUGAAUGUCUUUUCCUUUUUCCUUUUUUUUUCCUUUUCCUUUCUUUACCAGUAAACUCAGUUGCUGGGGAAGAAUCUAAUUCCAUCUGGACAAAGGAGAUGUUUGAAUUACUGAGAGAUGUUCAAAUGUAAAAUUACCAUCUUUUGCUAUGAGAACUAAAUGCUAGUUUGGUUGUACAAAUGUGCAGAAGCUUUGUUUUUAUUAAUGUGGCAAAAUUCAGCGUUGUCUAUUUUUGUUGAGUAGGGGUACACGUGAAAGAGAUGUAUUUUUUCAGCAGAUUACUAUUAGGUGUCAGUUCUACUUAAUCACUUCUCUUGCUAUGAAAUUUCACAAAUUGAGGCAUUAUAGAGAAGCAGGAUGUUCGUUAAUUCCAAUACAAGGCUGUUCUUAAAAAGGUAGAACCUGAAAUUAAAAUGGACUGUAAAGUGACUAUAAUCUAAAUUGAGCAGAGGAGUAUAUUUUUAUUGUCCAAAAUGAGGGAAAUAUAAAGAGUAAAAAAGGAAAGCACAAGCAGUGGCAGUGUAGUCCUGAGGACUAGGAGUUCUUUAAUUCAAAGCAUUGGGCCUCAGUCUAUUAUAUGUAUACUUACAGUAUUCGUGCAGUAUCCAGAUGCUGAAUAGUGAGAUAUAUUGCUAAAUGUUUUAUUAUGUACCUGUGUAUAGCCUGUAUGAGUAUUCAGACAGUGUUGACUGAAUAUUCUGUCUUAGAUGUUGUUAUACCUGGAAAAUUAUAACAAAUCUAUACAUUUUCCGUAUAUAGAAUCUAAUAGUUGUGGUGGGCCAUCUUAGAUUCAGUAUCAUCUUACAUUGAAGUAAAUACAGUAAGUCUCCUGUUUAACAUCUAGUAGGCUGUGGGAUGGGAUUAUUAGCUGGAAUCAUUGGGUUGUAUGGAUCUUUGAACAAUUCUUUCUCUCUUCUAAAACACAAAAAUGCCCAGGAUUUCUUCCCCGCCUCCCAGGGACUCUCUGCUAUUUUUCUGGCCAGUUUCUCCGUAACUGUCAUGACAGGUGGGAGGGAAGCUUUUCCUGAUGUGCAGCUGCUGGACGGGCAGGCAGUCAGGUGACAUUCUCUUCAUUUGACUCCUGUGAUCUCUUGGUACUUUUUGCAUUGCAAUGGGUGGGUGGUGAAGUGGAGAUGGCACAAGUGAGAGGCAGGCAGCACAUGUGUGAUUAGGCUUUAGGAGGUCAGUAGCAGACCAGAAUCAAGGAGAUUGCUGAAGUAAGCUGCAGGAUGGAUUGGUUUUAAUCCAAGUGAAGUAAGUCACCAAUUUUGAUAAUAAUUUAAAUCAGCAAGCAGGCAACAGUUUUUAAAUGAAUUUGAUUUUAAUCUUCUCUUGUAUUUGUAUUUUAAUUAAUUUUCUUGAAGGGUUCAUUUUCAUUGGCUGGAAAACGCUGGUAACCAUUAUAGCAUGUUAAUAAAUAUAGUCUUUGCAUGCGACUGGGCACUUCAUUUUGCAAACCAGGAGGAUAUAUAAUAUCUAUGCACAUUUUUAAAGCAAUUAUGUAGCUUAGCAUGCACUUAUACAGAUUCUGAAUUCUUGAAUUCUUUCAUUUUUUAUUAUAUUAGAAAAUG
Molecule: messenger RNA, 3586 nt
Organism: Gavialis gangeticus (Gharial)
Lineage: Eukaryota; Metazoa; Chordata; Crocodylia; Gavialidae
Gene: CCDC85A
Product: coiled-coil domain containing 85A
Exons: 3
Coding region: 79-1284 (401 amino acids)
Source: RefSeq, a predicted model, not a curated record